This is a messenger RNA of Anarrhichthys ocellatus (wolf-eel), 1133 nucleotides long. Its product is annotated as cytochrome P450 2F2-like. The transcript is spliced from 10 exons. The coding region runs from base 138 to 1049 and encodes 303 amino acids. The record is from RefSeq and is a predicted model, not a curated record. Gene Ontology annotation, biological process: xenobiotic metabolic process. Gene Ontology annotation, cellular component: cytoplasm; intracellular membrane-bounded organelle. NCBI's taxonomy places the organism in Eukaryota, Metazoa, Chordata, Actinopteri, Perciformes, Anarhichadidae. Gene Ontology annotation, molecular function: oxidoreductase activity, acting on paired donors, with incorporation or reduction of molecular oxygen, reduced flavin or flavoprotein as one donor, and incorporation of one atom of oxygen; iron ion binding; heme binding.
AGGAGGCUUUAGUGGCCAAGGGUGUUGAUUUUGCUGGAAGACCCCAAGACCUGCUUGUCAAUGACUCCACCCAGAGGAAAGGAGUGAUUCUGGCAGAUUACGGUUCUAGUUGGAAGGAUCAACGUCGCUUUGCACUGAUGAACUUUGGUAUGGGGAAGGAUUCAAUGGAGGAGAGGAUUCAUGGAGAGAUACAAUACACCCUUGACACGCUGGAGAACAGCAUUGGCAAAACCUUCAGUCCGCAAAUUAUGUUUCAUAAUGCGGCCUCCAACAUCAUCUGCCAGGUUCUGUUUGGAAAACGCUUCGAGUAUGACGAUGAGGUCAUCAAAGUGGUUGUUCAGUGCUUUACUGAGAAUGCCAAGAUAGCCAAUGGACCAUGGGCUAUGAUUUAUGACUCUUUUCCCAUGAUUCGAAGCCUGUCGCUGCCCUUCAGAAAGGCCUUUAAGAAUGUUGAGACUUGUCAGAAAAUUGCGAUUUCUUUGAUGAAUGAGCACAAGCAGACGAGAGUCCCUGGAGAGCCACGAGACUUUGUUGACUGUUAUCUGGAUUGGCUGGAUAAGGAAGGUGAUGCUAGUUCUUCCUUUUCAGAAGCACAGCUGACUAUGUACGUCCUAGAUCUUCACUUUGCUGGGACUGACACUACUUCCAACACCCUGCUUACUGCUUUCCUCUACCUUACGAACUACCCACACGUACAAGAGCGUUGUCAGCAGGAGAUAGACGAGGUGUGGGAGGGGAAGGAUCAGGCCAGUUUUGAGGCCCGAAACAACAUGCCUUACGUGCAUGCUGUGAUCCAUGAAGUGCAGAGGGUAGCCAACACUGUUCCACUCAGCGUCUUCCACUGUACGACUAAAGACACAGAGCUCAUGGGAUAUUCCAUCCCCAAGGGUACGCUGAUCAUCCCUAACCUGGGCUCAGUGCUGAAUGAGGAGGGACAAUGGAAAUCCCCAAAUGAAUUCAACCCUGAAAACUUCCUCAAUGACCAGGGAGAGUUUGUCAAACCAGAGGCCUUCAUGCCUUUCUCUGCAGCUGGCCAAGCGCUAUGGUAACAUCUACAGCCUUUUCUUCGGUCCCAGGCCUGCGGUCGUCAUCAAUGGGCUGCAGGCUUUGAAAGAAGCCCUGGUCAACAAAGC